This is a messenger RNA of Trifolium pratense (red clover), 667 nucleotides long. RefSeq lists its product as uncharacterized. The transcript has 2 exons. NCBI's taxonomy places the organism in Eukaryota, Viridiplantae, Streptophyta, Magnoliopsida, Fabales, Fabaceae. The coding region runs from base 188 to 463 and encodes 91 amino acids. The record is from RefSeq and is a predicted model, not a curated record.
UGGUUUUCCUUUACAUUUGGCUGUUUCCUAACUUUAGAAACCUUGUCACACACAUUCACUUCUCAGUAUAUAUAAAAAAACUUCACUAAACUAUACCAUCAACCAAAGCAAAAUCAAGCUAGAGAAACUUCUUCAAUUUUCUACUAAACCACAUUUAUAUACAAGCAAGAUUUUUAAUUAAUUCAUAAUGAGUUCAACAAGCAGAAUUUGGACAGUUGCAGCAAGUGUUGGAAUUGUGGAAGCAUUGAAGGACCAAGGCUUAUGUAGGUGGAAUUAUGGUUUAAGAUUAGCACAAUAUCAUAUUAAAAAUCAUUUGAGAUCUUUGUCUCAAGCAAAGAACCUUUCUUCUUCCUCUAAUUCUUAUGCUAUGGUUUGUAGUAGAUUUAAGGAAAAAGAAGCAAGGCAAUCAGAGGAAUCUUUGAGGACAGUAAUGUAUUUGAGUUGUUGGGGUCCCAACAAUUAGAGCCAUUAAUUUAACGGCUAUUAAAAAAAGAACAAAUAUAUAUAUUGUAUUUUGGAUCAUGAUGAUCAAUAUAUAGUGGUGCUUUUUAAGUAUCCAAGAUUGAUUUUUCAAUGUUCUUACUUGUGACAUAUAUUGAUGUAAAUUUUGAUAAAUGAAAAAUGGAAGUGUUAAGACAAUUCAAAAUUUUAUGUGUGUGUUCUUUUG